Mercenaria mercenaria is the source of this 3357-nucleotide messenger RNA. RefSeq lists its product as uncharacterized. The record is from RefSeq and is a predicted model, not a curated record. NCBI's taxonomy places the organism in Eukaryota, Metazoa, Mollusca, Bivalvia, Venerida, Veneridae. The coding region runs from base 515 to 1897 and encodes 460 amino acids. The transcript has 3 exons.
GCUUUCAAGCUGCUGGUAAUAACACUGUAACACAGAGAACAACUGCUGUUCUUAAGAAUAAGAAUCAAUUUCCCACAGUAACAGCUGCACAAGCUGUCACAAUUAUUACUCCGCUUUUCUAUGGAGGUUCCUCACAAGUCAAAUGUGUCUCUUCUAAAGAUUUCAGAAAGAUCAAACAUUUUUAUAGAUUUUUAAGACUUUAAUUUAAACGGAAGUGUCAUUAAGAUUGGAGUUUUCAACAUUUUAAUAGCUGCCAACAAUCAAUAAUGGAAAACCAAGUCAACAAGCUUCCAGUCUAAUUCUGAAACAUAAAAGGAUAUAUGCAAAAGAAAAAGAUCUGGCGGCACCUACAGGGGUCAAUCACCCCAAUUCAAACAAACUUGGAAGAGCACCUUAUAAUGAUUUUACAGACCAAGUUUCAUGAAGAUCUGUCCAGCAGUUCAUUGGAAGAAGUUGCUUAAAGAUGCAACCAUAAACAACUGACACACAUGUGAAAGCAGACAGCAUAGAAACUAUGACCACAGAUAGUUUUGAACUUCUUCCAGACAGUUGCCAGCCCCCAGACAGAAAAUGUUGUGACCACUUACACAAAGUCUUAACAAUUCAUCCAUUUUUGUAUGGUUUUGUUUUCAUCAGUAUUCUGGUACUUGACAUUGCGGAAGUCAUCAAUGACUGUUUUCUCUUCAAAGACGUGUCAUAUUUGGAGGAGGGACUUGUCUAUGGACCACUGAGCCCAACUCUUGUUAUGAUAUUGCUCUUAGCAACUGCAGUUGGAUCACUGGCUAUUGUGUUUGAAAUUCUGAAUAUUACUCGUGACAUAUGCAGCGGAAAACCUUGGGUUGACCUUGACCUAGAUUCUGCUUUGGUUGUUUGGCUUAAUGAGAUACCGAUACUCUCAGUGAAUUUUGCAAUAAGUCUUUGUCACAGUGAGCCUGUGAGUUAUUUCCAACUAACAAAAUGUCUAAUAGUAAUAUUAUCUGUUUUCUUGCGUAUUGUUGUUCCACUUAUUCGUCUAUAUUUAGCCCAAGAUGAAGAUUCAUCAAGAAAACCAUUUCGCAAAUCUAUUUAUAAAUUUGUGACAAAUAUCGGUUUAUGUCUUGCACUGUGUGGUUCUGUAACAAUAUUCAUAUUUACUCAUGUUAUUGCAUUGGGUGAGAAACAAUUUAAGUUCCGAAUGCCACAUGAAAUCUGGGCAGGAAAAUCUGUUUUUGACGAGUACUUUUCUGAUGUUGGGAUAUAUUUACACCACAGAAACUUGAAAUCGUUUAAGAAUGAUGAAAUUUGGCUCAAGCUAGCAGAUAUUGAUGAGUUUUACACAAUAGAUAGUAUGAAUGUCAAGGUAACCUACACAAUUUCUUAUGAAAACAAAAUCGAAAAGCUGGUAAUGAAUAGCUACAAUUCAUCUAAGGAACGAUUUCGUGAAUGCUAUAAUCUUGCUGAAUCAGAAAAUGGAACUCUAAAUUAUUUGUAUAUUGGUAACUGUAGUUUUACUUAUAUUACCUCAGAAGAAAACUCAGAGAAACUUAUAUUUAAAUUUGUUUUUCAUCGCCCUCAAAUGCAUCUUUUACUUGGAGACAUUUCUUAUAAGGUGAAAUACUUAAAGAAUUUUGUGUGUUACAAUGUUGCUGGAAAUGAUACAUUUUUGUAUGACAAUAUUGGUAGCAAGCCCACAGUGCUUGGCCAAUUACUCUACAUGAAGCAGGAAACCAGACUGCAUGCAAGCCAUAGACUGGUUCACAAAAAUAUGUCAUCAAACCAGUCUACAAGCAGCCUUCUUUAUGAAGCAGAUCAUUACAUGAAAACAGCAGAUGAAAUCUGGAAAACAGGAAUGUAUGGCUGCGAAUGCACAGGAAAACAUGGACCAACAAUGGAUGAAAACAUAACAGUGAUGUGUUAAUAACCAAACAAAACUAGAUUGUAUUCAUGUAACUUGCCUGACUGAAAUAUUGGAAAGGAUUUGUUAAAUCCAGAGAAGAAAUGAAUCUAAGAGCAGACAACCCAAAGCACACUAAGUCUUGUCAAAAGCAACCAUAACAAUCAAUCUUUGAGCAAACACAGUAUGCACAUCUUUAUAUCAAACUGAAUACACAACAAUCCUCAAAAAAUACUUUCUAUUCAAUUUUGUUCAGGUGGACAAGAAAAAUGAAGCAAACAGAGAAUUUUGUCAACAUUCUGUACAAGCUGAGGAUCAGAUCAUUUCAAAACAUAUUAUGCAGGACUAUCUGAGCUGUAGAGCUGCGAGAUGGACCAAUCUAGUAUAGAAUGACUGGUCAGUUAAGUAAGACAGUACUUUUCUAAGAAUAUAUCUUUGCUAUUUCAAAGCAGAAUAUUAAAGACAUUAUUUUCUGUUAAGCCUAUGACUUUGCACAUGUAUACAAAUAGCAUGUCUAUCAAGCAUCAUGAGAGAGGGACUGCAUUUUAAAGUAACAAGAAGGCCAUGAUGGCCCUAGAUCACUCACCUGAGUUUUACAGCUCAAACAUGUUUCUUUAGGGCUAUGGUGAUGAUUCAACAAUUUUAGGGUCAGCAAAGGAAAUAUUGUGUGAAAUUACUCUAAAAUUGAACCGUUUCAAACAAGAAAACAGUCCUGCAGAUAGUGGCCAUAAUUUUUAGCAAAUUAGACAGUCAUCCUUGCUUGAACUUCACGAAAGGAACAUUAAAAUAUAUUAUAUAAAAAAUUUGACUGCAAUGUUGGCAUGCUAUAUAUCCUGAGAAUUUAAUUAUAAGUCCUAUUUUCGGAAAAAAGUUUUUAAAUAAUUUUAAAUUGCCCAGUCAACUAAAAGAAUACAUUUACAUGUGAAUAACAUAUCUUAUUAACUGUACUGUUGUUUUUCAAGAUGUUCUAUCCUGUUAAUGUAUUGAUAUAUAUAUAUAUAUAUUAAUAUCUGAUAUAUGACAUCCAAGAACUACCUAAUUUCUCAUAUCCUUUUUCAUUUUAUUUUUUUUUCUUUAAAUAUCUUGAUUGUUAUCCCCUCUUCUUUUGAUAACUGUAUACAACUGUUCAAUCUUUUAUGACACUAUAUUCAAUGUACAUUUUCUUGGUAACUAAUUAACUCUGCAGAAAAUUGAUUUCUUAUCUGCACUGUAGGAACCUAUCUGUAGGUAAACAUGAUUUUGCACUAGAAUUCAACUGUUAUUUUGUCGUGAUAAUUGAAACUAUCUGGAAGUUUAAAAAAACAUUAUAUGAAAACUGUUAUGUUUUGAUACUGUGAUAUUAUUUUUGUUUGUGUAGGAUGAAUUUUUGCAAAUUUCACACUAGGAACGAUGCGCGAAUUUAAGACCGCACUAUCAUUUAUUCUUUAAGAACAUAAAUAGUUAUCCCAGUUUGUUUCCUGACAGAAAUAAAUGUAUGUUUUAAG